Xylaria bambusicola is the source of this 1389-nucleotide messenger RNA. RefSeq names its product uridine kinase. Lineage: Eukaryota; Fungi; Ascomycota; Sordariomycetes; Xylariales; Xylariaceae. Gene Ontology annotation, cellular component: cytoplasm. The transcript has 10 exons. The record is from RefSeq and is a predicted model, not a curated record. The coding region runs from base 1 to 1389 and encodes 462 amino acids. Gene Ontology annotation, molecular function: kinase activity; ATP binding; ATP hydrolysis activity.
AUGGAUCCUGGAAAUCACCUGUUACCUGCUAUAGCGGCCGAUAGGAGCGCAGCCACACUGACCAAACGUGCACAUUACAGCCCGCCAUGGGCUGACCUUAGCAUCAUCGGCAUUGCGGGUAGCUCCGGCUCAGGCAAAUCAACACUUUCCCAGGCAAUCGUAAGAAAGCUGAACCUCCCAUGGGUCGUCAUCUUAUCAAUGGAUUCGUAUUAUAAACCUCUUGACGCUGAGUCGUCCAAGAAAGCCUUCAUGAAUGAAUAUGAUUUUGACUCGCCCGAUGCCAUCGAUUUCGAUGCAUUGCUUGAAACGCUCCGAGAUUUAAAAGCUGGCAAACGUGCCGAGGUUCCAGUGUACUCCUUCGAGAAGCAUCAACGCCUGGAAGAAACGACAAUUAUCUAUUCCCCCCAUGUUCUAAUUCUUGAAGGCAUAUUUGCGCUAUAUGACCCAAGAGUAAUGGAGCUUAUGGACAUGAGGAUUUACUGUGAAGCGGACGCAGAUACCUGCCUCUCUAGACGAAUCUUGCGUGACGUUCGAGACCGUGGGCGGACGGUAGAGGGCUGUAUCAAGCAGUGGUUCGGAUUCGUAAAGCCGAAUUACGAGAAAUACGUCGUGCCCCAGCGGAACGAGGCCGAUAUUAUCGUUCCCAGGGGAAUUGAGAAUCGGGUCGCUAUGACCAUGGUUACCCAAUACAUAGAGAGGAAGUUGUUGGAGAAAUCUACACAUCACCGCGCAGCGCUGAAGAGCUUGGAAGCCGGCUUUGAGAGUGAACCGCUUUCGAAGCGUGUAGUAAUCCUUCAGGAGACCCCUCAGCUCAAGGGAAUGAACACACUAAUACAGGAUCUCGAUACCUCUAGCGAAGACUUCAUCUUCUACUUUGACAGGUUUUCCUGCCUUUUGAUUGAGCAGGCUCUGAAUAAUGUUCACUUCAAGGCAUUGACGGUUGAGACUUCAUCUGGAACACCAUAUCACGGUUUGGCCCCCAAGGGUGAAGUGAGCGCUGUAUUGGUACUCAGAGGUGGCGCUGCGUUUGAAGCAGGAUUGAGAAGAGUGAUCCCAGAUUGUCGCACUGGCCGGCUCUUGAUCCAAAACAACCUGAGGACUGGGGAACCAGAAUUGCACUACCUAAAGCUGCCCAAAGAUAUUAGCAAACAUGAAAGUGUACUGCUCCUCGACUCGCAAAUGUCGAGUGGCGGCUCUGGACUAAUGGCUGUUCAAGUCUUGGUUGACCACGGCGUGCCACAAGACCGCAUCGUCUUUGCGACAUAUUCUGCCGGACGUGUUGGCUUACAUCGUCUAACGAAAGUGUUUCCAGAGAUUGCAGUGGUGGUAGGGAACAUGGUGUCAGAUAUGGAAGAGAGAUGGGUCGAGAGCAGAUACUUUCGCUGCUGA